UUGGGGUGGGGGGGGGGCUCCCGCGCGGGGCAUUCCUUCCCGAAGCCUCAUCCCAGCCCCGGCUCGGCCCCUCCUCCCCUCCUCCUCCCCUUCCCCCUCCCUCUGGGCCUGGAAUUGGGUUCGGGGCGGGUUCUGCUCCCAAAGCCAUCUCCUCCAGGAGGCGGGCGAGCAGGGCUGUCCUCGGCUCGGGGCUCCGUUCUCCGAGGCUCCGGGCAGCGCUCUGGGCUGGCCAGCUGCCCUGGCGGGUCAGCGGCCGGAGGCGGGCAUCCUGCUCCAGGAAGGACAGACCUCCGAGGAUCUGGGCAGCGGCAGGGGAAGUGUGCGGGCCCGGGAGCCGUGAGCAGAGCCGCAAGAAAUCCUGACUCACCAGGCCCGGAGAUGGUGGGAAACUGUUCGUGGGAGGCCCCUCCGGGGGGCGGGAACAGGAUGUGUCCCGGCGUGAGCCCGGCGCCGGAGCCCCACAGCCGCGGCUUCCUGACCAUGGAGCAGAUCAGCGCGCUGCCCCCGCCGGCCGUCAUGAACUACAUCUUCCUGCUCAUCUGUCUGGGCGGCCUCGUGGGCAACGGGCUGGUCCUGUGGUUCUUCGGCUUCGCCAUCAAGAGGAGCCCCUUCUCCGUCUACUUCCUGCACUUGGCCGGCGCGGACGUCGGCUACCUCUUCAGCAAGGCCGUGUUCUCCGUCCUGAACACGGGGGGCUUCCUGGGCCCGCUGGCCGACUACGCGCGCGCCGUGUGCCGGGUCCUGGGGCUCUGCGCGUUCCUCGCCGGCGUGAGCCUCCUGCCGGCCGUCAGCUCGGAGCGCUGCGCCGCGGCCGUCUUCCCCGCCUGGUUCUGGCGCCGCCGGCCCCGGCGCCUGUCGGCCGUGGUGUGCGCCCUGCUCUGGACCCUGUCGCUCCUGGUCACCACCCUCCACAACUACUUCUGCGUGUUCCUGGGCCACCGAGAGUCCACGGGCACCGCCUGCGGGCACAUGGACACCUUCCUGGGCGUCCUGCUCUUCCUGGUCUUCUGCCCGCUCAUGGUGCUGCCCUGCCUCGGGCUGGUCCUGCACGAGGAGUGCCGGGCCCGGCGGCGCCCGCGCUCCGCGAAGCUCAGCCACGUCGUCCUGGCCGUGGUGUCCGUGUUCCUCGUGUCCUCCAUCUACUUGGGGAUCGACUGGUUCCUCUUCUGGGUCUUCCAGAUCCCGGCCCCCUUCCCCGAGUACGUCACCGACCUGUGCAUCUGCAUCAACAGCAGCGCCAAGCCGGCCAUCUACUUCCUGGCCGGGAGGGACAAGUCGCAGCGGCUCUGGGAGCCGCUCCGGGUGGUCUUCCAGCGGGUGCUGCGAGACGGCGCCGAGCUGGGGGAGGGGGGUGGCGGCACGCCCAACACGGUCACCAUGGAGAUGCAGUGCCCCCCUGGGAACACCUCCUGAGCGGCCAGCACCCCAAGGGAGGCAGGGGCAUGGCCUCUGGAGACUUCAGCCGCGGGACAGGAGCUCGGCCGCUGCCCCGGUGCCCAAGGCCCAAGUGCAAGGAGAAAAGUCACUUCCUGCCCUCGUGCGUCCUUCUCCGUGCGCCGGAGGCUCAGGGGCCGCCGGGAGACUGAGAAGCCACCUGCACACAGGCCCCGUGGCCCCGACAGACCCCCCCAGACAUUCUCCUCGGUGCCCAGAGGCCUAGGGCAGGAGAGGGGAGGCGGGGGUCACCAGGCCCGUCCAUGUCCUGCCCCUUUGCCUCGGCCUCCUUGAGGACGACACAGCUGGCACGGUGGCCCCUGGGGUCAGGAGCUGCGCCCGCUAGGGACCCGGUCUCUGCAUUCCAUCCGAUCCAAGCAGCGUCGGCGAGCCGACCUGGACGCAGGACGCUACCUGCAAGGAGGUUCUGGCUAACCUGCCUGGAGUUGUCUUUCUGCACACAACGCCCCAGCCCCCUCCACGGAUCCUUUGGUGACUUUCAUGGAAGGGGGCGUUCUAGUCACGGCAGGAACGGAGCUCUGGCCACCGUGGGCCGGUCACGCCAUUCUCUGACUCCAUGCAGCCCCCCAGGCCGCCUCCGGAGUCCCUGUUGGUGUGCGCCUGGUCCUCCAGGCUCGGCAGCCUGUCCAGGGGUCUCUGGGCUCCAGCCCCCACCCGGAAGGGGGCGCUGGCUCCACCCGGCCUCCCCCGCCCAGCUCCAAGCACAGGGACCCCGGGGCAGCCAAUGCAAGUUUUACAGAAGACAGCAAAUGUAUAUCAAUAAACGUUUUAUAUCGUGCACUGAG
This is a messenger RNA of Suricata suricatta (meerkat), 2240 nucleotides long. It is a transcript of the gene MRGPRF, whose product is annotated as MAS related GPR family member F. NCBI's taxonomy places the organism in Eukaryota, Metazoa, Chordata, Mammalia, Carnivora, Herpestidae. Bases 379 to 1413 code for a protein of 344 amino acids. Gene Ontology annotation, molecular function: G protein-coupled receptor activity. Gene Ontology annotation, biological process: G protein-coupled receptor signaling pathway. The transcript has 3 exons. The record is from RefSeq and is a predicted model, not a curated record. Gene Ontology annotation, cellular component: membrane.